Messenger RNA from Ylistrum balloti, 6571 nucleotides. Its product is annotated as vam6/Vps39-like protein. The transcript has 26 exons. The record is from RefSeq and is a predicted model, not a curated record. Lineage: Eukaryota; Metazoa; Mollusca; Bivalvia; Pectinida; Pectinidae. Gene Ontology annotation, cellular component: membrane; cytoplasm. Bases 75 to 2714 code for a protein of 879 amino acids. Gene Ontology annotation, biological process: intracellular protein transport; vesicle-mediated transport; autophagy.
UUCAUCCUUCCUUGAGAUUGAUAUAUGAUGGGAACAUUUUCAUAAUGUGUGUUGUGAAGUAGAAACUGAGUACAAUGCAUGACGCAUACGAGGACAUUCCUAUACUGGAGAAGCUUCCAUUGAAAAUUGAAUCCAUUGCUUGUUACGAUGACAUAUUGCUUGUUGGGACAAAAGAAUGCCACCUGUUACAAUACAAAGUAAAGCGUACAACAGGAGGAGAUCAAAAAGCAGAAGUGAAAUUGGAGAGAUCCUACAAGAACUUUGCCAGGAAACCUAUUUUACAGUUGGCAGUGGUGCCAGAGUUGUUCCUGCUCAUCAGUCUGUCAGAUAGCAUCAUCAAUGUACAUGAGCUCUCUACAUUUGGUCUGAUAACAUGUCUGUCCAAAACCAAGGGAGCCACACUGUUUGCCAUAGGUGUUCAGAGGACAAAGUCCUUGAGUGGAGAGAUUGCUUGUACCCUUCGCCUGUCUGUUGCUAUCAAACGCAAGAUACAGACUUACUACUGGAAAAAUAGAGAUUUCAUGGAACUUCAGCCUGAAUACAACAUGUAUGAUGUUCCCAGAGAUAUGGUCUGGUGUAAGGAUACGAUUUGUGUUGGUUUUAAACGCGACUACUUCAUUGUAAAGAUAAAUACAGGCAACACCACAGAAUUGUUCCCCGUGGGAACUAAACAACAGGAUCCAAUCGUAACACGGCUGGAAAAUGAUACUCUUCUACUUGGGAGGGACGAAAUGUCUAUACUCAUUGACGAUGACGGCAAGCCCACACAAAAAUACCCCAUCAACUGGACUGAUAUUCCUAUACAAAUAGAAAAUCACCCUCCAUAUCUCAUAGCCUUAUUACCUAGACAUGUGGAAGUCAGAACCAUAUCCCCACGUCUUCUCAUACAAAACAUCGACCUUCAAAAAGCUCGCUACAUCUGCCAGGGAAGUGGUUGUAUGUAUGUAGCCUCUUCAAAUUAUGUGUGGAAACUAAAUGCCAUGCCUAUAGCUUAUCAGAUACGACAGCUUCUAGAGGCAAACCAGUUUGAACUAGCUCUACAUCUUGCAGAUAUGACAGAGGAACCUGAAGAUGAGAAGCAGAAACUGAUUAACAGAAUAAAAACUCUUCAUGCAUUUAAUUUAUUUUGUGAGCGCAAGUUUGAAGAAUCCAUGAUGAUAUUUGUAAAAUUAGGAACAGAUCCAUCCCAUGUGAUAGGGCUAUACCCUAACCUCUUACCAAGUGAGUACCGCAGUCAACUGGAGUACCCAAAUAGACCACCAGAACUGGAGGGAGGAGACCUGGAAAAAGGUCUACUAGCCCUGCAGGACUAUCUUACUCAGAAAAGGGUAGACGUGUGCAAGGACAUUAACAAGGAGGUGCAGACUACAGCCAUCAAGGAGGGCAACAAAACCAUCAAAUCUAAACGUCAACUCAGUCAAAUCAUUGAUACCACCCUGCUGAAAUGUUAUCUACAGACAAAUGAUGCUCUAGUGGCACCGCUGUUAAGAAUCAAGGACAAUAAUUGUCAUGUGGAAGAAAGUGAGAAAAUCCUCAAACGUAAAGAGAAGUUCAGUGAACUCAUCAUCCUGUAUGAGAAGAAAGGACUUCACCAGAAAGCUCUAAAUCUGUUGAUGAACCAGGCUGCUCGUCCCAGCUCCCCACUAAAAGGCCAUGACCGCACUGUGCAAUAUUUACAACAUUUAGGACAAGAUCACCUGGACUUGAUAUUUGAGUAUGCUGAAUGGGUUUUAAAACAACACCCAGAAGAUGGACUCAAAAUAUUUACUGAAGAUUUGCCAGAAGUGGACAGCCUUCCGAGGGAUAAAGUGUUCAAAUACCUGGAGAAAACUGCCAAAGACCUAGCCAUUCCAUAUCUAGAACAUGUUAUUGUUGAGUGUGAUGAUCACAGUCCAGACUUCCACAAUUCUCUGGCCCAACUACUACGCGAUAAAGUUCAGACACUGAUGACUGAUUACAUCCAGUCUCUCCCUGAAGGACACCUGCCAAGUAAGGCUGGGCAGGAACAGGGGGAACUCGGAGAGUACCGCAGAAAGUUGAUCCAUUUCUUACAAGUGUCUCAUGACUAUGUUCCUGAGAGGCUGCUGACACGGUUCCCACUGGACAGUUUCUAUGAGGAGCGAGCGAUCCUGCUAGGGAGGCUGGGAAGGCACGAGCUGGCCCUCGGUAUCUACGUUCAUAUACUUCGGGAUACAUCUGCUGCUGAAAGGUAUUGCCAGGAAUACUUUGAAAGAAAUAGAGAAGAAAAUAAAGAUGUGUACCUGGAUCUAUUAAAGAUGUACUUACAGCCACCAUCCUCUUCAGCCCUUGGGAUCUCUGCAGGUCAGGGCUUUACACCGAAACCUAGUAUGGAGGCUGCUCUACGACUUAUGAAAGAGCAUGCCUCCAAAAUUGACUCAACUAAGGCCCUGGAGAUGUUGCCUGCUGCAACUAAGAUUGAAGAAAUUUUAAAUUAUCUUGAAAGUGUGAUGGAACACCAGGCAACAGUACGCAGGAAGAAUCAGGUCCUCAAAAGUAUGUUUUAUGCUGAAAAUUUACAGGUUCAUGAACAAAUAAUGUUUUAUCAUAAACACAAAGUUGUUAUCAACGAUGAGAAGAUGUGUAAAGUUUGCAAGAAGAGAAUCGGAAACAGUGCAUUUGCUCGAUACCCCAGUGGGAUGGUCGUCCACUAUUUCUGCUGUAAAGACCCAAAAGUGAAUCCACUGGAGAAGUGACAAAGGAAGAUCUCAUAGAUAUUCAAAUUGUGAUAGAUGGUAUGCAGACAUUCCUAAUGAGAGUUUGAAGAACAGCCGUCUGAUGUUCCCAUCACCAUACACUAAUCUGACAUUCCUCAGAAGUUUAAAAAGGAAUCAUUGUUUUGUACAUCGCAGAGUGUUGAUUCUUGGUACAAAUAUUGAAUGAGAUUGAAUGAUCCCUGUGGAGCAGAGAGGCAGAGCCUAAUAGAGGAAAUAAAGAUAACAAUCUUUUAUUGCUUUUCAUUUAGUUCAAUUCAUACAAAUUAAAUCAAGUAAGCUAUACAGACCCUAAGGGCCUUUUAUCAGAUAUUAUUCUUUAUUUUUGUUUAAUUCAAUUGAUCCGAAGGACCGGGGACCUUAUGCCAUGUUCCAGCAUUCAGAGCCAUACUAGUCAUAAAUAACAGAACAGAUUUGACCAAAUUUGGUUAGAAGCAUCUUUGGGAAAGAGGAAUUAAAGUUGUUUAACUUUUGGUUCUUGGACCCAUUAGCCUGAAGGGCUUAAAUCUACUCCUACUGUAGGAAUGAAUGGAUAUUGCCAAAAUUUUAUCUAAAGCACUCUUGGGUGAAGGGGAUUCAAUCUUGUUUAACAAUAGGUCUCUGUCUCUAAGAGCAGGAAGGUUGGGGCCCAAUAGGGGAAAUAGAGUAAGUUAUUAAAAAUGUUACACUUUCUUUUGGAAUUAUUAGAUUUUGUCAAACUUGGUCAGAGGAAAAAUCAAUUUUAUGUUUUAUGUAUUUACAAUGGGUCUUUGCCUGCUUGGAAUUCUUGAAAAUUUUACUCCUCCCGUAGGAAUGAUUGGAUUUUUCCAGAAUUUAGUGUAAAGCAUUCUUGGGUGAAGUGACUCAAUUGGGGAAAUGUAAAUUCUUAUAAAUCCUUCUUCCAUAUAAGGAUAUUGUCCAAAUUUGGUCUGAAGCAAUUUUUAUGAAUAUUGAAUCUGAUUCUGUUUGAUCAAAAGGCAGGGACCUAAUAGGGAAAUUAUUAAAUGAUAAACAGCUGAAUUAGUCAGAUGAAAUUAUUAAACAGCUGAAUUAGUCAGAUGAAAUUAUUAAACAGCUGAAUUAGUCAGAUGAGUGACGCAGGCUCCUUGGGCUUCUUGUUCUUAGUAACGUUUCCAGCAACCUUUUUUAAAAAACACUUUAAUCUUCAUUAAAAGCUUAUAGUUUGAUACUUGGAUAAUAUGAUAAAAAUAAUGUGGAAAUGCUAAACCUCAUUCAAUUUAACAAGCUGAAAACUGCCUAGCAACAAGAAAAUGAAAAUUUUGAAAAAUUGCUUCAAUUUUUUAUUUGAUCAUCUAAUAUUUAUCUUUGCUUAAGACUUCAUGUUUGAAUAGAGAAAUUUUCAAGGAUAUGUUUUAUGGUUAAAAAAGAGUGAGUCACUGUUCACUUGUUUUUUAUCCCAAGGUAUCCCUUAGUAUUAAAUACUCAUCAUGGAUGAAAGAGGUAUAGCAAUUGAGUGUAAUUUCUUUUAAUUUAAACAUGGUUAGAAGUCUUAUCAUGGGACGGCAGUUAAUGUUACAUACAUUUUACAUUUGUAUUACAUGUACAGUGUAGUUCAGGUUGUUUUACUUUAUUAACAGGAUUAUGUGACAUGUUACAAGAACAGCAUUGUAACUCAGGUGAACAUUCAGGCACCUUGGGUCUCUUGUUUUCAGCUACAUUAUACAUUAUCUUUCUUUCUUGAUAAACUGUGAAUUAUUUUUGUUGGCCUAAAGUCAGAAUAAAUUGAGAUAAUUUUGUGUCUAUUUUUGUAUGCUAAACAUUAAAUGUUACCUUUGCUGUGAUAAUUAUUUUGUUUAUAAACUUCAGUUUUUAAUGAAAAUGUCUUGUCUGCUUUGUGUUACCUUAUUGUCCUGAUACCACACCAACAUUUUUGUUUUACUUCAGUCAAAGAAAACUACAUAUUUACUAGUGUACCUUGUCUAAUCUUUAUGUAAAACAUGUAGAUAAAAUUCAAGUUUCAAAUGUUUUAACCUCAAGAAUGCCCAAAAAUUGUUCUCUGAAAUGUGUUCUAUAGUGUAAACUGACCAUGAGUUGGGCAACUUUCACCUCCCAGUGGACACCAAAAUCUUUCUGGUAUGAUUUAGAUCUUAAAACUCUAAAAAAAAAUCAGUCAUAAGUUUUCAACUGUCCUUAUGGAAUACUUACAUUUUCAAGUUCACUAAAUUAGUUUCUAAGUGUCUUACUCUAGAUUGAUUCAGGAUCUAUCAUUUAACCUUGAAUAGUGAGUUCCCAAGAAAAAUAUCUUCUAAAAUAUCAAAGCAAAGACAGAUUAACAUCAAUAUUCCAUUUUAACAUUUUUUUCAGUAAUUGAGUGUUGCUAGAUUUGUUGUGCCAUUACAUUAAACAAAAAAUCCCAUUGAUCCUCUAAAAUUUUCUUAUUGAUGGGAUUUCUUUCAUCACAUGCCUGAAAACACUAGAAAAACAGAAUUGGGCUACAGACAGAUAAUUCUAGGUUCAGGUGUCCUUUUACCAAUAUGUAUGGGACAAUAUAGGGAAGUGCGAAUUAAAACGUGUGUAAAACAUCACAGAAAUUGUCUUACUUUAGAUCUUGUCCAACUCAAUAUAAGUUUAUCCUUUCUGUUACAUCUGUGUAUUCAAAGUUGUGUGAAAGAUAUCUCACAAAUCCCAUAAUAGAUUUAGUUCAUAAUCACAACAUAACAUCACACCAUCAAGUUCUAUACCUGAUUAGAUUUUGAUGGUCAUUGGUCAAGGUUGAAGGUCAAAGUUCAUCGUUUUUAAGCUCAUGCACCAUGUGACAGAUUUAGUUCUGAUUAACACUAUAACGUCAAAUCAUCCAAUGACCCAUAUCUACAGGUGUCAGGUUUGUUGAAAUAUUGAAAUGACUUCUUGCGACAAAUCAAGUCCUUCAAUCAUGAAAUUUGGUUCCUAGGUUCCUAGGAUCAAGGUCACAGGGAAUCAAUACCAGGAAGUGAUGCAGGCUUAAUGAGUCUCUUGUUUAAAGUUUGGUAAAUGUAGAGAUAGAGCAACUAAAGUAAGACAGAAGGAUGGAUAAGAUUUAAAAUAUAGACAUUUCUAUUUCUAUGGUUGUGUUAUUGUACAUGUAAUAUUUGAUAUGCAAAUUACUAGUAAUGUAUGUGUAUAAGUGAAGCUGUGUAUGCACUGAUAGAUAUAUAUAAUGAUCUGUGUGUAUGGCUGUAAAUGUGUGGCCUCUAACAACCUGAUGUGUAUAUGGCUGUAAAUGUGUGGCCUCUGACAACCUGAUGUGUAUAUGGCUGUAAAUGUGUUACCUCUGAAAACCUGAUGUGUAUAUGGCUGUAAAUGUGUGGCCUCUGACAACCUGAUGUGUAUAUGGCUGUAAAUGUGUGGCCUCUGACAACCUGAUGUGUAUAUGGCUGUAAAUGUGUUACCUCUGAAAAAUGAUGUGUAUAUGGCUGUAAAUGUGUGGCCUCUGACAACCUGAUGUGUAUAUGGCUGUAAAUGUGUGGCCUCUGAAAAACUGAUGUGUAUAUGGCUGUAAAUGUGUGGCCUCUAACAACCUGAUGUGUAUAUGGCUGUAAAUGUGUGGCCUCUGAAAACCUGAUGUGUAUAUGGCUGUAAAUGUGUGGCCUCUGAAAACCUGAUGUGUAUAUGGCUGUAAAUGUGUUACCUCUGAAAAAUGAUGUGUAUAUGGCUGUAAAUGUGUGGCCUCUGACAACCUGAUGUGUAUAUGGCUGUAAAUGUGUGGCCUCUGAAAACCUGAUGUUUAUAUGGCUGUAAAUGUGUGGCCUCUGACAACCUGAUGUGUAUAUGGCUGUAAAUGUGUUACCUCUGAAAACCUGAUGUGUAUAUGGCUGUAAAUGUGUGGCCUCUGAAAAAUUAUGUGUAUAUGGCUGUAAAUG